AUGCGUUGGCGAAGAAAUAUUUUUAUUUUCCUCGUAUCAUGCCUUCAGAUUUUCCUUUUUGCAAGUGUUUUUUAUCUUUUUAGGAAUUGCUUCAAAAAAUCGGACUUAACGACUAAAGGAGUAGUAACAGAAAUUGGUCAAAGGGAAACGGACCGAGUCGGUCCUUCAUUCAAAAUGGUGCAAGCAGCAUACGACAAGAUGUCCUCGUUAGUUCACUUUCCGACGCAAAAGCAGACAUUACACCUAAGUGGAAGUGUUGACAAGAACGAAACGGGUACGUUUUUAAGAGCGGAGGCGGAUAAUACUUUAAGGGAAGAGAAUGAAAUUUAUCUUAUGAGGAGGAAACACAAAAAGACAAGAUUAAAACUCAUCGUAGCCAUUCUCAGCGCACCGAUACGAUUUGAUCGACGGGAAGGGAUACGACGAACUUGGAUGAACCAAUGUUCAUCGGAAGAAGUCGUAUGUCGUUUCUUUACCGAUAGCUUAUUCGACAUGGAACCGAACGUGCGAAGUGUUCUUGUCAACGAAAGCAACCAAUACGGCGAUCUGGAAUUUAUGCCAAUUCCCAAGGGAUAUAACUUCGGACUUCGGCUGUUAUGGUUGAUGGAAUGGUCUGCGGAAAGAUAUGAGUUUGACUUCUUCUUGAGAAUGGACGAUGAUUACUUCGUCUGCUUAAAAAGACUGUUGUUCGAGAUCCCCUUCAGGCCUCAGAAAAGACUAUAUUGGGGUUAUGUUCACUGUGAAGUGGAAGGACUGGUACGAAUAGACGAGGGUUUCCUCCUAUUAUCAGAAGACUUGGUAUUGGAGUUUACGCGCAAGAGAAAUAAGUUGCUUUGUCAUCCGUUCGGUGAUCAAACAGUCGCGAUAUGGAUGAAUGAUGUUAAAAAUGUUAUUUUCUUUCAUGAUCCUCGAAUAUUUCACGACGUAUCCGCGAAAGUUCCCGAGUUCAAGUCUUUUGAUAAAAUGUGUUUGAAGUACAUCAGUCUGCAUGGAUCUUAUUUGCACGAAAUGUUGCUCUAUUGGGAGACCUCUUCAAAAGAAAAUCAUUCUACUUUUUGGGUCCCUUCCAUUCAGCCAAUCAGUAACCUAUGUCCGUUAAGCACGCGUUUUGAUUGGCGGGCCAUGGGAGGCCCUCCUUAUGGUUAUGAACCAAAACCGUGCGUGCUGAAACCUCUCUGGGACAUUGGAAGCAUGCAUCGAGGAAGGAACAUGAUGUAAGGACCCUUCAUCCCAAAGAAAUCGAAGAACAAGACUAAUGUGGACAAUAUUGAUCAAAUCAUAAUAAACGCAGAAAACCAUACACAAUUUGAUUCGGCUUAAACAGGUCCACUUUGUAUUGACCAAUCUACGGUUAGCGCUUGCGGUUUAGUUUUUCUGACGCCUUAUUGAUUACUUUUUGAAAAGAAAAGCAUACUCUUCCCUAAAUGUCUGUUGUAGCCAGUCUCAGAAUUUAUCGAGAUAAAGUUAAAUCAAUCAUAAAAGAGUUAAUGUCUAAUUAGGAAAACCAAAUUAAUGGCCUGUACUUUCAUAGUGACUUUUAACAGCUAAAUUACGCGAACGGCAAACAUCAAGAUAUCACGUGACAUACUUCUUGAUGCGUGAUUUGAAGUUUGCAGUCCACGUGUGAACAUCAGAAAUGCUCUUUUGCGGUAAGUGAUUUACGACUAAGUUUUUCUCACACUUUGAGACUCAAAACUCAUGUUCUAUGCUCUUAUUUAAUUCCUGUAUUACCUGAAAUACCGUCUAGACACACAAGUUUAAUUGGACACUUAGAGAGUAGACA
Pocillopora verrucosa is the source of this 1783-nucleotide messenger RNA. RefSeq names its product beta-1,3-galactosyltransferase 6-like. The record is from RefSeq and is a predicted model, not a curated record. Gene Ontology annotation, biological process: glycosaminoglycan biosynthetic process. Gene Ontology annotation, molecular function: UDP-galactosyltransferase activity. Gene Ontology annotation, cellular component: Golgi membrane. NCBI's taxonomy places the organism in Eukaryota, Metazoa, Cnidaria, Anthozoa, Scleractinia, Pocilloporidae.